AUGAACUUGACUGUGACGUCUAAUGGAACUGCGGCCAAGAAUACUGAUGGCUGGGAUACCUAUCUCUCAGAUUCUGUUGUGAUACAAAACAGCGUGAUUCAAAAUACCGAUGACUGCGUAUCCUUCAAGCCAAACAGCACUAACAUCAUCGUCCAAGGCUUACAGUGCAGUGGCAGCCAUGGCAUUAGUGUUGGCUCUCUAGGGCAAUACGUUGGCGAGGUCGACAUCGCCGAGAACAUUAUGGUUCACAAUGUCACCAUGUCAAAUUGUGGCAGCGCGGCCAGAAUCAAAGUAUACCAGGACGCCAUUCCCAACGCCGACGGGAGUCUCCCUACCAGCAGUGGCGGAGGUUCCGGCUAUGUCAGGAACGUCACCUAUGAGAGUAUGCAGGAGAACACCUGUGACUACGCCAUCGAGAUAACCCAGUGCUACGGGACAAAGAACCUUACCCUGUGCAACCAGUAUCCGGUAAGCGUCGAGUAA
This is a messenger RNA of Phaeoacremonium minimum UCRPA7, 483 nucleotides long. RefSeq names its product putative polygalacturonase protein. Bases 1 to 483 code for a protein of 160 amino acids. The record is from RefSeq and is a predicted model, not a curated record. NCBI's taxonomy places the organism in Eukaryota, Fungi, Ascomycota, Sordariomycetes, Togniniales, Togniniaceae. Gene Ontology annotation, molecular function: polygalacturonase activity. Gene Ontology annotation, biological process: carbohydrate metabolic process. The transcript is spliced from 4 exons.